GGAGGAGGAGGAGGAAGAGGAGGAGGAGCGCAUCCCGGAGAGUCAGAUCUCGGCAGCAUCCGGAUGUAAAAGUUGGUAAAGUGUCUGUUGUUGGUCUGAACGGAUCCGGGAUGCGGAGGAUUAACGGAGACAAGUGAACUUUACGGGACCCUGGUUCUGGUUCUGGUCCCGGUUCUGGUCCUGGUUCUCUGCUGAGGUCUCAUCUGAUCCGGACCCAGAAGCUGCUGCUGCGCGUCGCUGCGCUGCGUCCUGAUGGACCUCAUGCUCCUCCAGCAGGACUCUGCUCCUCUUCACCUCUGAGACUCACAAAGUUGGACUUUAAAAAGAGAAAAGUAAAGAAGAGGAGAAGAGGAGGAGGAGGAGGAGGAAGGAGGAGGAGGAAGGAGGAAGGAGGCCGGGUGGAGGAGAGGAGCUGCCCGGACCAGAGGGAGCAGAACUCGGACACUUUGGAGUUCCUUCGGCGAUGGAGACGUCCACAUCGAGGGCCUCGGAGAGAAAAGACAGAAUGGACGGGAGCGGAUUCUCCGACCUGAAGAAACCCUCAGAGACGAGAGCCCCCCACCACAUCUUCCCCACCUUCCACACACCGAUCCCCAUCGACAUGCGCCAUCACGAAGGACGCUACCACUACGAGCCUCACGCGCUGCACGCCAUGCACGGCCCUGCAGGUUUGGCCGGCGGCCCCGUCAUCUCCGAUAUCUCCCUGAUCCGCCUCUCACCCGCCGCCAUGGCGACCGGCGACUCCCCCUUCAGCCCGCCUCACCCGUACGUCAACCCCCACAUGGAGCACUACCUGAGGUCCGUGCACGGCAGCCCCACCCUGUCCAUGAUCUCAGCCGCCAGAGGACUCAGCCCAGCCGACCUGGCCCAUGAGCAUCUGAAGGAGCGCGGGCUGUUCGGCCUGCCCCCCCCCCAUCCCGGGGCGAGCCCCGCCGAGUACUACCACCUGAUGGCGAGCCACCGGAGCCCCUACGGCGAGCUGCUCAUGCAGGGGGCCGGGGCCACCGCCGGGGCCCACCUGUCCGACUACAUCACCCCCAUCGACGUGUCGCGGUUCUCCGGCUCCAGACUGACGCCGCGGCUCGGCAGGAAGAGGGCGCUGUCCAUCUCGCCGCUGUCGGACGCCAGCAUCGACCUCCAGACGAUGAUCCGCACUUCGCCCAACUCGCUGGUCGCCUACAUCAACAACUCGCGCUCCAGCUCGGCCGCCAGCAGCUCCUACGGUCACCUUUUGAGGGUCACCUUGGCGUUUUGUGUCCUCGCUCCCCACAGCCCGUCCUUCCCGUUCCCUCACCCCAUCAACCCCGUGGCGUACCAGCAGCUGCUCUCUCAUCAGCGAGGGCUCGGCGCCUUCGGCCACACGCCGCCGCUCAUCCAGGCUCCGCCCUCGUUCUGCGGCCGUCAGUCAGGCCUCGGCCUCUCCUCGCUGCCCGCCGCCGCCCACAACAGCGACCUGGCGAAGAACCACGGCGGCGACUUGGCAGUCAGCAGCUCGGUCGACCCCAUGAUCACCAAGAGGUCAAAGGUCAAGAUCGAAGUAGACGGACUGAGGCCGUUGUCUCCUUGUUCACCGAACCAUCAUCGCGGCGGCUCGUUGGACCUGAAGGAUGACGUGGACCGGGACGACUGUAAGCAGGAGCCCGAGGCCGUCUACGAGACCAACUGUCACUGGGAGGCCUGCAGCAAAGAGUACGACACGCAAGAGCAGCUGGUCCAUCACAUCAAUAACGACCACAUCCACGGCGAGAAGAAGGAGUUUGUGUGCCGCUGGGACGAGUGUUCGCGGGAGCAGAAGCCCUUCAAAGCUCAGUACAUGCUGGUGGUUCACAUGCGCCGGCACACGGGGGAGAAACCACACAAGUGCACGUUCGAGGGCUGCUCUAAGGCCUACUCCCGUCUGGAGAACCUCAAAACACACCUGCGCUCGCACACCGGAGAGAAACCGUACGUCUGCGAGCACGAAGGAUGCAACAAAGCCUUCUCCAACGCCUCGGACCGGGCCAAACACCAGAACCGGACGCACUCCAACGAGAAACCCUACGUAUGUAAGAUCCCCGGCUGUACCAAGCGCUACACCGACCCCAGCUCUCUCAGGAAGCACGUGAAGACGGUCCACGGCCCGGAGGCCCACGUCACCAAGAAGCAGCGCAACGACAUGCCGCCGAGGCCGCCGGCGCCCAGGGAGAACGGCGAGAACGAGGCGGGUCACAGAGACCGAAUCCAGAGGGAGGACAAGAUGUCCGACAACAGCUCCCCCAGAGGCGUGGAGGACUACCUGCACGUCAAAUCCAUCAAGACGGAAACCUCUGUGAUGUAUCAGUCCAGCCCUGGCGGUCAGUCAUCAUGUAGCAGCGAACCAUCACCACUUGGCAGUGCCACCAACAAUGACAGUGGAGUAGAAAUGGCGGCGCACAGCGGGGGAAGCCUGGGGGACCUCAGCACCUUGGACGACCUGCCCUUCGUGGAGUCCUUGGGCUGUGAGGGUUCCACCGGCGGGGUCGCGGUGGUGGGUCUCCACCUCCGCAAGCAGUUCGGCACCAGCCAGUGCCUGGAGCAUCUGAAGAAGGAGAAGCUGAAGACAGUGAGGGACUCGUGUCGGUGGGCCAGCAACCCAACACCCCAGGUCCUCGGCACCAAGCUCCCACCCAUACCAGCAAGCGGGUCCCUCCUGGAGAGUCCAAGUAUGGGUGGUGGUCCGGUGUCCUUCCCUGGUUCCGGCUUUGGUGAUCUGUGCUCUGGUAAAACGACUCUGCUGGAAAACCUUUCAGAGCGCCGUGACAGCACCUCCAGCACCCUGAGCUCAGUUUACACCCUCAGCCGCCGCUCCUCAGGCAUCUCCCCUUGCUACUCUAGUCGGCGCUCAAGCCUCGAGGCCUCGCAGUUCGGUGCCAACCGCCCCAGCAACCUUAGCUCUGCCGACUCCUAUGACCCCAUCUCCGCAGACAUGUCCCGGCGCUCCAGUCAGGCCAGCCAGUGUGGGGGAUGCAGCGGAGGAGCAGGAGGGUGCGGAGGAAGGGGUUUACCCAGCCCUCUCAGCCUGACCCCAGCCCAGCACUACCGCCUCAAGGCGAAAUACGCCGCUGCCACUGGAGGUGCACCGCCUACGCCUCUUCCAUACAUGGACCGAAUUUGUCUGAAGACCCAAACAGCACUGUACGGGGACCCCCAGGAAUCCUCCACCACCAACAAAGGCCUGCCUUCCAGGCAGUACAGCAGCUAUACCACGCGGAGCCUGAUGCCCCAUGAGUUCCCGUCCAGCAUCUCCCGCCGAGCCAGCGACCCUGUGAGACGCGUGGCCAUAGAUUAUUCUAGCCAGCCACAAAUGCAGCGCUACAACAGCAUGGGCACGCUGAGUGGAGGGGUGACCAUGCAGCCCCAUCCGCCUCUUGCAGCAGAUAGCCUACAUUUAUCCCAGCAAGGCUGCAUGCGACCGGAUGGUAGUCCCCACCGCUACCCUUACAGCCUGCGACCGCCCAGCCUUUCGGAGAACGUCACCAUGGGGAUGAUAACAGAUGACAUCCCUGAAGAAGACCUACCUGACAUCAGCACUGACAACAACAGAGUGUCAACAAAUCAAGAUUUCAAAGGAAACCCCGGUCUCCAGGAGCAGUUGUACUAUCAGAGAAGGAUGGCCAGCAUGGGUCCAGUGCAGCAUCGACAGAUGUGUCCAUCUUCACCGAGGGACAGUAAAUCCAACUUACUUGCCCAGUGGAACAAAGUCUCUUUGGGACCCAUGGAUGCCAGCCAGCACUACUCCAAACUACAGGUCCGGGGGAACCUGGCUGUCCUCCAGCAAAACCAGAACUUUGGAUCUUUGCACAACAAUCUCAGCUCCAACCAGCAGAUGAUUCAGAACCUUGUUAACACAACGCAGCAGAGAUGCAAACAGCUGAAUACUGAACCAGGAGCAAACUGCUUCCAGCAGCUGAGAUUCCAGCAGUCAUCAAAUCUCAAUGAAGCACUUAGCUCUCAGUACAGGUUCAACAAAGGCAUCAGUCCUUAUGAUAAGAACGGUAACACCACUUAUCCACCGUGUAAUAACACUACAGCACUCAACGGGAGCAUGCUAAGCUUCACAUGCAAACAGGGACCAGUUGACAUGGAGACUGCGGACAUGCACUUCGCUGAUGCUGGAUUUCAGCCUGUGCAAGUUAAAAUUGAGGAUUGUGAUGGAUUAAUGAUUUCAGAGCAGCAGAACUGUAACGUGACCUCCCAGAAUCCCUUGCAAACUGGGAGCCAUCUCCAGCCAAUGCCACCAACAGAACCUAAAUCUCUAAACCUGCACCUUUCAGGGCCAAAAGUGAUGCAGCAAACAAGACACCCAAGUAACGUUACCCCAGAUGUUGCUUCCAAAUUACCGAGUGGAGUUUUAACACUUCAUUGCAGCGACAACUCUGAUGACAAUGCCUUGUACUACACAGGGCAGAUUCAAGUAUUUGAGCCCAAUGGGAACUUGGACCAUUAUGUUUCUCCUGUGGUGACUGUACCUCCUCCCAGUCCAGGCAACAACCAGGCCUCCGGGACUGUAGACUGUAACGCAGCACUGGAGCAGGGGCAGAUAGACUUUGAUAGCAUGCUGGACGAUGGGGAUCACUCCAGCCUCAUGUCGGGAACCCUGAGUCCAGGUCUGCUCCAGAGCUUGUCCCAGAGUUCCUCUCGCCUGACAACGCCCAGGAACUCGGUGACGUUGCCCUCGGUGCCGGCGGGGACGGGGAACAUGGCCGUUGGGGACAUGAGCUCGUUGAUGACUGCUCUGGCAGAAGAGAGCAAGUUCCUUGAUUCAAUGUCGUAGCGAACUAUUUUCUCCGGCAGAACUUUUCAGUGCACAAUAGACUUAAAAUUGAUGUGACUGUGUGCCAAAACAACCCGUUCUCACUCCAAACUCGUCAAAUACCGCCGCUUGGUUGAUGCCCCUCGGCAUCGGAGACAGAUGCAAGGGGUACACAGGUUUAGGCAAUCUGACUAGCGACUGCCUAAGGAAUCACAUGACUAGCCACUGCCUAACGACGCACAUGACUACCGACUGCCUAAGAACUCACCUUACUAGUGAUUAAGAACUCACCUUACUAGUGACUGCCUAAGAACUCACGUGACUACCGACUGCCUAAGAACUCAUGCGAUUGGCAACUGCCUAAGAACUCAUGUGACUACCGACUGCCUAAGAACUCACCUUACUAGUGACUGCUUAAGAACUCAUGUGACUAGCGACUGCCUAAGAACUCACGUGACUAGCGACUGCCUAAGAACUCACGUGACUAGCAACUGCCUAAGAACUCACGUGACUAGCAACUGCCUAAGGACUCACAUGACUACCGACUGCCUAAAAACUCACCUUACUAGUGACUGCUUAAGAACUCAUGUGACUAGCGACUGCCUAAGGACUCACGUGACUAAUGACUACCUAAGAACUCACGUGACUAGCGACUACCUAAGAACUCAUGUGACUACCGACUGCCUAAGAACUCACGUGACUAGCGACUGCCUAAGGACUCAUGUAACUACCGACUGCCUAAGGACUCACGUGACUACGACUGCCUAAGAAGUAAAGUGACUAGCGACUGCCUAAGGACUCACGUGACUAAUGACUACCUAAGAACUCACGUGACUAGCGACUACCUAAGAACUCAUGUGACUACCGACUGCCUAAGAACUCACGUGACUAGCGACUGCCUAAGGACUCAUGUAACUACCGACUGCCUAAGGACUCACGUGACUACGACUGCCUAAGAAGUAAAGUGACUAGCGACUGCCUAAGGACUCACGUGACUAAAACAAGUCAACGUUACUUUUAGUUUCACACGGGCCACUAACAGCGGCCUCUUGGUUGAAAGUCCUGUUUGUUUGACCCGUCCACCGGCCCCUCCUGUCCGCCCUUAUCGGACUCUCACGCUAUUAAUCCUACGUCAGUUGCUCUGCGUUGGGAAUGAGAACGGGUUGGCUGCAGUGUGUGACGCUUGUUUCCUUGUACAGUCUCUUCAUUAUUUAAAAUGGCAGUUUUCUAUCUUUUUGAAAAGCCAUAUUUCUGGGGUAUUUUUUUGUUUUGCCUUAGGUAGUAAAUAUGACGUAAACAACAGUUCAGUUGUACAAGUCAGCGGUAAGAUCAGUUUACUAAGUGCCUGGCUCAGCCAAAACAUAUGCAUCCCGUGCAUAUGAUUACAUUUAAAAUGUGUAAAUGCAUAUCUGCAUAUUUGGAAUGUACCAUCACACAACAACUUGUUUUACACUGUAAAUUACUUGAUCUGAACUUUGGUCAUUUCUGCUCGAGGAGAGUUUAUUUCCUCCAUCAUCAUUUCAACUUUACAGUCCUCAGUGAGCCAUUAUUUGAUUGCUGCAUUGCUGCUGAGAUUAACGGUGACGUCUCAGUGUCGGCCAUCAGAGACUUGAUCUGUGACUGGAUUAUAUGAACCCAUGCAUAAAUCGGAGGAGAGGAUCGACCUUUGUUUUCUUUUGUACAUUGUUGUACCAGUUCGUUGUGCUGGUUGAAUGUAAAUAUAAUUUGUACAUUUUUAAGAAAUACAAUAUUGACAUUGAUUUUUUUAAACAAACAUGGUUCGUGUUGUCCUUCAUGAAGAUGCU
This is a messenger RNA of Sebastes umbrosus (honeycomb rockfish), 6576 nucleotides long. Its product is annotated as zinc finger protein GLI2-like. Gene Ontology annotation, cellular component: nucleus. Gene Ontology annotation, molecular function: RNA polymerase II cis-regulatory region sequence-specific DNA binding; DNA-binding transcription factor activity, RNA polymerase II-specific. The coding region runs from base 464 to 4792 and encodes 1442 amino acids. Gene Ontology annotation, biological process: regulation of transcription by RNA polymerase II; smoothened signaling pathway. The record is from RefSeq and is a predicted model, not a curated record. The transcript has 14 exons. NCBI's taxonomy places the organism in Eukaryota, Metazoa, Chordata, Actinopteri, Perciformes, Sebastidae.